AUGGAGAGCAAGAACUACCAAGCAAGCCACUAUGCCACUCAGGGCGAUGAGCAGACGUUGCUCCAGCGUCUGCAUCAAGAGCUUUACAAUCUCAAGUUUCUAAUCGUCGUGGAUGAUAAUGCUUGGGAUCGGAUCGCGCACGCCUUGCCAGAUAAGGAGAACGACAGCUGGAUUCUUCUCAUCACUAGGCUUCGGGAGGUCACUAAUAAAAAUUCUGAAAAAUCUAGUUUACUUCAUGAGAUGCAGCCGCUCGGGCUGGAGCACAGCUGGCAGUUCCUCUGUUAUCUUACCUUCGGUGAUAAGCUGAAAAAUGAUAAUGAUGAUGUUACAUUGCUCUGCCCUCCCCACUUGAAGGAAAUUGGAAGAUCAAUCGCCGAGAAAUGUAAAGGUCUUCCUCUGUCACUGGUUGUGGUUGGUGGUCUUCUCAUUCAAGAGACAGAAAAGAUUGAUUUCUGGAAAAGGAUAGAAGAAGAUACUGCUGAUGCUGCUGCAAAAUCCCAGAAGAUUGUGAGAUACGUGCCUCUAAACUCGUCAAACUUUGGGUUGGUGAAGGCUUCUUCCUAA
Messenger RNA from Salvia splendens (bonfire salvia), 564 nucleotides. RefSeq names its product disease resistance RPP13-like protein 4. NCBI's taxonomy places the organism in Eukaryota, Viridiplantae, Streptophyta, Magnoliopsida, Lamiales, Lamiaceae. The record is from RefSeq and is a predicted model, not a curated record. The coding region runs from base 1 to 564 and encodes 187 amino acids. Gene Ontology annotation, molecular function: ADP binding. The transcript has a single exon.